ACAUGGUGGCAGGGAGCCUGCAGCAAGGAGGAGCAGGGGCAGGGGACUGUGACCCCAGGUCUGUAGCCCUGGCAGCUGGAUAUCUUUGUGAGUAUUUAUCACUUUGUGAGGAGAUCCCUGUGUGGCCCUGCAUUGGGGCCAGGGCUGGAUUUGGCCUGUAAGCUAGGGGUUGAGCACCCCUGGUAUAAAAUAAGCCCUUGUGACUAUUGUUUUUGUUAGACCUCGACUCCAUGCGAUGCCCAACUACUAGGUAGACAAUGAAUCAAUGCCAUCACGCAUCACUUGGACACAUUGCUCGUGUGCUUUAUUCAAAAUGGAGACAGCUUUGGAUAAACUUCCAACAAACCAGGGAGCUGCCAUGCACAUUUGUUUUUUCCAUAUUCAUACACCUUGGUUUAUGCUCAUUAACAUUUACCCCACCUCUGUCCCUUCUUUGUUCCACCUUUAGUCCUUCCCAUUUUAAGCUCCGCCUCUGUUUGCUGUUUGUUUCAUUAGCAUGGAAUUGUCUUAUUUCACUUAUAUACAUGUCUUUUUGCUAUGAGUGUAUGUCUAAGACCCUGACCGCUGCUUCUUUUGUUCACUUGGGCAGACUUUGACCAAAGCCUAAAAGCUUCUGGAGGCUUAUUUACCAAUCACCAUUCACCUUACACAUAUGUUUAUCUUGGAUUCUGUUACCAGUUACAUGUUGUCUUUCACAUUCCGGUCUGUUUUUCAGUCCCAUUUGUACCAUCUCCACAUUCCUAAGACUUCAUCUCAUUCACAGCAUACAGACUUACACAGACUCGCUUGAAAAUGGUUGACACAGUUAAGAUGGCUACUUAGCAUAAGCAAAUGGCUGGCUUAGCAUAAGCAUUCAUAAGCAAAAUCUGCUUUAUCUUCUAAUGAUAGCUGGUGGUCUGCAUCCUGUUCUUCUUACACAAUGAACUAUAUAUCUUACAACAUUACUAUAUUGUUAGGAAAAUGCUUGCCUAGGCAUCUUGGCAUGUUUGCCUAGGUAACUUUUAACAUACCAUUCUGCCUUGAAGUUAGCAGCUUGCUAGGCCACAGGUCAUAGCCUUUUAUUCAGCUGCAGAUCCAAUGCUCCUCAAGAUUUAAAUGCUGUCACCCUAAUAGUUUUCUUCUGGGGAAAAAAAUCACUUUCUUAGGACAAGUCUACAUGGUGUCCUUAGCAAGCCUGGCAGGUCUGAGAAACAUGCCAUGCCCACUUCCUGCUGUUCCAUGGGUAUGCACCAAAGCUUGAAAAUUUGGCAGCAUUUGGUUUGGCUUGGUCCUGAGUGCCUUCCGGGAGGCACACCAAAGGUGGUGUGCUCAGUGCUGAGCUAAACUGGCUACGCUGCCUAAUUUCUAGGCAUUAGUAUGUAUGAAGCAGAAGCAAGUGGAAAGGGGUGCUUUUCAGUGGCAGUUUGCCACAGAGGCAGUAUAAAUGAGCUCUCAUCAUCUCUUUUCAGAAGCCAGUUUUCGGUUGUGACCUGAGUGACCCAAGUGUCCUCUAUAUAGAUAUGAGAGAAAUUUAUGGGUAUAGAUUGAGCCUAGAGUGUGAAGAUUUAGGCCAUGUGUAGAUGACACGGGCAUUAAUGUCGAGUGCCUGAAGAUUUUAACCUAGCGCUUCUUUUGUGCAGCAUGUUUGUGUUUGCACAACACAGCAUUCGUGUUCACACAACACAAUGCUUUUAAGUGAGUUAAGUCUCCUGUGUCAUUCCCUGAAGAUUUCAGUAAGGGGAGUCAAAUACCAAUCUACCCCCCGUAAUGUCUUUCAAUGUAUUACAGCAGGAGGUACAUGUAAACUGGCCUUUCCUGUCCCCACCCCCGGCCUCUCACUGGCAGUCUCACCUGGGCACAGUCACCCCAAAAACCUUGUCACUUGUUGGUCUUGUCUCUCCAUUAGUAUGCAAUCCCAAAGACCCCAUUGCAAUUCCCAUUCCAAAGACAAGCCAUAUGAAUCCUCCCCUCCCAUUCCUUUCCUUUCCCAUCCUGCCGUAUACAAAUAUAUGUGCUUUUUCUUUUAUUUACUAUGUAACUGCUAUGAUAUCAUAAAAUGUUCAGGGUUUAGAGUAGCGGCUGGGUGUUUGUUGCCACCCUGUUGAUUGGCGGUUGCUGUUGAUUGAGGUUGGUGGUGGCACCGAGAUGGCGAGCUCUUCAACUUUUUUUUUUUUUUUUUUUGUUCUGGUGGUUUUUGGACUACAUUUCCCAGCAUUUCUAAGCUCAUUGAUCUUCAUACAGUUUCCAGUGGGGGCUCCCAUUGGAACCCUCCCAUUCCCUGCCCAGGUUCCGCUGUCAAUCUGUGUAGUGCAACAUACAGCUUUUGGAGGUGUGUUGUGAAAUGUUUUAUAAAUGUUUUUGAAAAUGUGGGUUGCUGUUUGGCUCGGUCCCCCACCCGCCUAGCCUGCCAAGAGCUAUAGUUAAUCUUCUUGCCACCAUGGUGGGGUGGGGGGUGCUCUUCAGAUGUAGGUGAUGGUGCAUAAUGCCCCCCUCCCCCAAACCACUGACAGUCUGGAAGCAGCAAACCCAUAGCCCAGUCUACAUUUCCUCCCCUCUGCCCUGACCAUCCUUCCCUCUGCCCCCUGUCUGCAACACCUCAAGCCCUUGUAUACAGACACAGAUUUAAAGUGUAAAUGAAUUUAUUUUAACAUAACCAAGAGAGAGAACAAAGCACUCCUAGGUGCUGUUGUCAGCAAUAUAUCCUGCCAGACAAUCUCACAAGCACUGCUUGACCAUCCUCUCCUUGAGCGUAUCUCCUGUUAGGCUGUUCAAAACUUUUGCCGCUUCAGGGAAAACAGGCUGUGCUUCUGCAAUAAAAUUAUUUUGCAGAAGCAGGCAGGUAGGUAUUGCUUUUUUGCAACAUUCCGGGCCAUUGAGGAGCCAUCCCAAAAUACAAUGGCCUUAUUUACCCCAUCACCAGGUCUUUGUUGGUAAACUUGGUGCUUCUUCACCUUUGGGUGCUUUGAUACAUACAGGUAAUGACUUUACAGUCCUUGAAACUUUCCCAGACCGUCAUGCAAGCACAGCCAGAGUAUAAAGGCACCGCUUCUCCCAAAAUCUGCUAGCCCCCUUUCACAAAUUGCUUGUGCUGUUGACCAUGAACUGGUUCGCCAUGUCUUGGAAAGCCAAGGUCAGCAGUAUGGAGCUGACGGCCCAGGAGGCUGAUACCUCCAAAUGCCCGUGAACCCAACUGAACCCGAGAAGAACUGGAGGACUUGAUCAACAUUUGGUCGGAGCAAAGGCUCAUAGACAGGCUGGAAAGUAGAAAGAAUAAGCCUGUUUAUGUUGAGUUCGCAAAAGGCAUGCAGGUGCGAGGCCACAAUUGUGACUGGACCCAGGUCUGGUGCAAGAUGAAGUCCCUAAGAUCAGAGUUUUACCGAACCAAAGAUGCGAACUCUUGUUAUGGGGCCAGUCGCACAAUUGCUCCCUUCUAUGAUAAGCUGUCCAUCAUUCUCUCCAAGGAUGCGGGUGACAACCCAGGUAUGGAGACUUUCAGCACUGGGUUUGGGCAGGAGGAGGUAGCAGCAGCCCCUCCUGAGGGUGAAACCAUGAGCAUGUCUCAGCUCUACGCAGACCGCUCCCUGAUGACCAUGAAUGGCAGGAAGAACUGUCGGUCACCAUACACUUAUUGCCACUUAGCCCCUCUGUUCCACGGAGUAGCACAGAUGAUAAAGCAGAGGAGAUGGAGGGUCAGGAAGAAACCCAUGUUGCUGGUACAUCAUCUACCGCUACCAAGACCCAAGAACAUGCUGGACCUGGAGGUGGAUGUGGAUGACAGAUUUGGAGAUUUAGAUCUCAGAAAUGAUUCAGAUAUUCCUGAAGUUCCCCCAUCAACAGACAGCACUCCAGAAAUACUCAAAAGAGCUCUUUCUGGCGUAUCUGCCAGAUGGAAAAACUGGUGGAUUCGUGGAAUCUUAACUCUACUUAUGAUUUUGUUGUUUUUCUUCAUCAUAUACCUGGGAUCUUUCAUGCUGAUGUUUCUUGUCUUGAGCAUCCAAGUAAAGUGUUUCCAUGAAAUCAUUACAAUAGGCUACCGAGUCUAUCAUUCCUAUGAUUUACCAUGGUUUAGAACCCUAAGCUGGUACUUUUUGCUGUGUGUAAACUACUUUUUCUAUGGAGAGACAGUGGCAGAUUACUUUGCUACAUUUGUUCAAAGAAGAGAGCAACUUCAGUUUCUAAUUCGCUACCACAGGUUUAUAUCUUUUGCACUCUACUUGACAGGUUUCUGCAUGUUUGUACUGAGUUUAGUGAAGAGACAAUAUCGUCUACAGUUUUACAUGUUCGCAUGGACUCAUGUCACUUUGCUGAUCACUGUAACUCAAUCUCAUCUUGUCAUCCAAAAUCUGUUUGAAGGCAUGAUCUGGUUUCUGGUACCAAUCUCAAGUGUUAUCUGCAAUGAUAUUACUGCUUACAUUUUUGGCUUCUUCUUUGGGAGAACUCCACUAAUUAAGUUGUCUCCUAAAAAGACCUGGGAAGGGUUCAUUGGAGGUUUCUUCUCUACUGUUGUGUUUGGAUUUAUAUUUUCCUAUCUUUUGGCUCAACAUGAGUAUUUUGUAUGUCCAGUGGAGUACAACAGUGAAACAAACAGAUUUGUUACAGAGUGUGAACCUUCAGAACUCUUCCAGAUACAGAAAUACUCUGUGCCACCGCUGCUGAAGACUGUGUUGGGAUGGGAAACAGUGAACAUGUACCCAUUCCAAAUGCACAGCAUUGCUUUGUCAACAUUUGCUUCCUUAAUUGGGCCAUUUGGAGGCUUUUUUGCUAGUGGAUUCAAAAGGGCUUUCAAAAUCAAGGAUUUUGCAGACACUAUUCCUGGCCAUGGUGGAAUAAUGGAUCGUUUUGAUUGUCAAUAUUUGAUGGCUACUUUUGUUCACGUGUAUAUCACCAGUUUCAUAAGGGGCCCAAAUCCUAGCAAAUUGUUGAAACAGCUGUUGGUACUUCAGCCAGAACAACAACUAAAUGUAUAUAAAACCCUGAAAUCUCAUCUCAUAGAAAAAGGGAUCCUUCAACCAUCAACAAAGGGAUAGUGAGACGGAAUGGAGGACUACAGGAAAAUGGCUAGAAAGGCCCUCACGGGAAUACAUUACAAGUGUUCACACUGAUAGUGGCUGAACAUGUAGUCUUGAAGACAUGAAUUUUUUUCCCCCUUGAAAUUACUGUGAAUAUUUAGUAAGACAUUUAAAAUUUGUUACCUAUUCUAGGACAGUGACAUUGCUUGCAAAAUAACUAAACAUUUAAUGAGCAUUUUAGUUUGUGAAGUUGAUGGUACUCAUACCAUCAGGUAUAUACAUAGAUAAAUGCCCUCUUUCAGUAUCCAGCCAGAUGGGCUCAAUAGUUUUAAAAAAUAACUUGCAUUCUAAAUGACAGUAACUAAUAUGAAAUCUACUGGAAUUGUGCAAUUCACAAAGCAAAUGUUAAUGUAAUUUAUCAGUACUGGGCUUGCUUUUAAUGCAAGUUUUAUGGUACUGUAUAGGUUAGCAAUAGGUGGCAUAUUUUUAUCUGAAAUGGUUAUUGAGGGAUAAUUGGGAUGAGAUGCUAUUUUAUCCAUUGUGCUACUGAGUGUAUUGUUUCCAAGAAAAAAAAAAAAUCUCCUGGAUACUGGUGAGGAAAGUGAGGCUGUCACCAAGACUUAGUCUACUUUACAAAGUUCUGCUGGUGGGGCUGUUGUUGACUAAGAAUGCAAAGAGAUCAUGUCCCUGCCUGACACCACCAUCGCAACAAAACCCCUGGUAUGGACACAGUUUUGCCAGUAGAAGGUGACUUUUCCUGGCUAAGCUUUUGCUAUUUAGGGAGCAGCUAUAAAUAUAGUGGAAGAAAAACCCUUUCUUCUGGCAUAGGCUGUGUGCGUGCCAGGGGGCUGUUUUGGGGGCAAAUGUGGUUGCUUUCUUGCUGUAAUGAAAAUAACAGCUUGGGCCAAAUGUAGACAAGCCCUCAAACAGUUACUGUUGGUUCUCUAACGUUGUUCAUUAAAAAUGACUAAGCUUAGCUCAUUUUUUAGUUAUAUUUCUUAGAACUUUUUUUUCUAAUGAAACCAAUUCAUAUUAAUAAAAUAGAGGUGCCUGGACUUUGUCACUGACUUUUUGGUACAAAACAUCUGGAAUAGAAGCAGAUAUACAUAUAGUCAGAACUACAGUAUCCAACAAUAUGGGGGUCCUGCAGCUUAGUGAUUUUACACUUCAGGCCUUAGUUCCAAGGCUAGGUCACUGUCUGGAGUGAGUUCACGUUAACCUUACUGUUUGUGCCUCAGUUUCCUCAUCUGUAAAAUUGGUGGUAUUUCCCUCUCCUGUAAAGUGCUUUGAGAUCCUUGGAUGAAAAGUGCAAUAUUAGUACCAGUUUUUACCCUUUAUUAUUCCCUUGAAAGCGGUAACUUUUGUCUGACCGACCUAAUAGCUUGGGGUUGAGAUGGCACAUUCUUUUCCCACUGCCUCUUACCACCAGUUAAGUAACUGUUAGCAUCUCAAAUAAUGUGGGCAAAAAUGUGAGGAUUCAGUCGAAAAAAAACCAAAACCUUACAGAAAGUUGCUGUCCUGUAGACUUAGUGAAGUAAAUGUGAGAAAGUUAACACUUGAAUAAUUCUCCAUUUUUGCUGCUUACUGAUCUCCUUUUACAUACUAUUCCUUUUAUCAUGUGGUGAUAAUUUUAUUGAAAUUGAAAAUAGAUAUACAUGUAUUUUGAAUAAAUGCACAUUAUUCCUUAAUGAACAAAAGCACAUGAAUGCCAAAAAAGUGUCUUUUGGUGUCCUGGAGACUGUAACUUGAUACAAUUUAAUUUCCUAAAAAUCUAAUGCAAAUAGGCUUUUCUUGCAUUGAGCACUGACUAUUUAUAUUUGUGAAGGGUUAAAGGUGAAAUCUACAAGUUGUUUGAUGCUACAUAAAACCAUGUAGAAAGCAGGUAGGACUGCUAAUAGGCUGGUUGCUUGUAAAAUUCAAGUUUUUGUUUACAUCAGAUCAGAAUCUGAAACCACUGUAUAUUCUGUUUUGGGACUCCACGCUAUUAUUGCAUUAGGCCAGGGUAUUGUGUACAUAAUCUGUAUAUAGUAAAAUAGUCUAUACAUUGUUAUAAAAGGGUUAUACAGCAUAUGUUCUAAUUCUAAAAGUCUUUCCUCUUGCGAACAGUAGUGUAAGCACACAGCUGAGGGAAUUACACUGUACUUUCUAUAUCCUACUCAAAGUACAGUACUUCUGUCAAAAGAAUGUUUUAGAGAAAAAUGACAGCUUUAAAUCAUAUUACUCCAGGUUGUCUUCCACAACUGUGAUUACAGCUGCUCAGUAGAAGUAUAUAUUGAAACCAAGUGCAAGUAGGACAAAAUGCAACAGAACUUGAAGUUUAAAGGGUAACACAGACAAAAAUAUGAGACAUAGAAAGUUGCUUGGAAGUAAGUCAAUUUUAUGAAAGACAGAAAUAGAGGGGUGUCUCCUGAAGGAGGAGUGGAUGACCAAAAUCAUCCAUGUAGCAGAAACAUAUAAAUAGGCUUUAGCUAUAUAGUAAGGUUUUAGCAGAGGCUUCCUACAAAAACACAGCCUUGGGUGUAUAUAUAAGAUAUAUACAUAUAUAAAUAAAUAUAAUUUUUAAUUUUAAAUGUUUGAACUUUUGAGUGUAUCUUUAUAGCAUGUAUAUUAUGGAAACAGAAUGCAUUUUAGCAUUGAGUACUGUAAAGCAAAUGAAGUUAAUGGCUCUAUAUUUGCACAGGAAAAAAGAACAAAACUACAAGUUAUUUCACUGGCUAAAGUUAAAAUGAAGCAAGAUUCUUCAGAAAUAUUAAUGGUUAACCACUCAGUCUGCUGAUUUUGACAUAUUCUUAGCAUACUGGGUUAGGCCUUGGUGUCUAUCUUUUUAAGACUCAGUUCUUAUGGAAUGCCAGGAGCACCUCUGCUGUGUGUAAAAUGAGUUUUCUUCCAAGAUUUCUCGUUCUUCCAUGAAUUUAACCAUACAAGGACACAAUGACUUAGGAGAGGCUGAUUUUUACACCAGUGAUUUCUCUGCAUUUGUUUUUUUGCUUAACAAGGAUGUUGUGAUUGCCUCAUUGAGCAGACAGUGUAGGAACAAUGUCUAUAUUGUACAUGCUGUUAGCAUAUUAUGUAUGUUUUAAUUGAUGGUUUCAAUCUUUAAACUGGGAUUGGGCGAAUAAAAUUGGGGGACACA
Alligator mississippiensis (American alligator) is the source of this 8121-nucleotide messenger RNA. It is a transcript of the gene CDS1, whose product is annotated as CDP-diacylglycerol synthase 1. The record is from RefSeq and is a predicted model, not a curated record. The transcript has 13 exons. Bases 3282 to 5006 code for a protein of 574 amino acids. Gene Ontology annotation, cellular component: endoplasmic reticulum membrane. Gene Ontology annotation, molecular function: phosphatidate cytidylyltransferase activity. NCBI's taxonomy places the organism in Eukaryota, Metazoa, Chordata, Crocodylia, Alligatoridae.